Messenger RNA from Drosophila sulfurigaster albostrigata, 2619 nucleotides. RefSeq lists its product as uncharacterized. The record is from RefSeq and is a predicted model, not a curated record. The transcript has 4 exons. The coding region runs from base 303 to 2237 and encodes 644 amino acids. Lineage: Eukaryota; Metazoa; Arthropoda; Insecta; Diptera; Drosophilidae.
UGAAUUUAACCUGCGAUCUCACCACAAAGCAGCUGCGAUGCAAAAGGAAAACUUAGGAGCAUAGGAAUUUGACAAUACUUGAAAAGGAUUUAGAAAGGAUAAUGAAAUCGGGUGACACAGGAGAACUGGUAAUUGAAGUGAUUGAGGAUAGCUGGAGGCGCCGCAAGUAUAGCUGAUUAGCUGCCAUUGUGGGCAAUUAUGCAACAAUAUGCUUAUUAGCGGCGCAUUAAACAGAUUUCCCCCGAGGCGCUGACCUGACUCUGACGCCUAACUUGCGGACUUUCAGGCUUGCUGGCUUCGAAAUGAAGUGCUCUUCAAGCAGUUGGCGAUACGAAGGCGACAAAGUUGUCAUGCUGCUUCAGCUGUGCUGCUUCUGGCUGUGCCUCCUCGCUGAGGCUGAGCCUGCGGUGGAGACACCAACAACAUCGUCAUCGUCAUCAUCGUUGCUGUCGUUGGCGUUGUCACAGGUGCUGCUGGAAUCGGAGAUGUCGCAAUGCAAGACGUUGCACGUUCAUCUGGAGAGUGGCACGGAUAAUGCGACACAACAGUUGUUGGAUCUGUUGACCGAGGUGCAACGUCAUGUCAUCAGCACCUUGCAACCGCUGAGCUUGUCGCAUCAGCGUUCGCUUCCCUAUCGUCCCUACAAGCAUGCGGUGCUGUUGCUUGUCAGCGACAUUCAAUCGUUGCAUCGCAUCUAUGCCGCACAGCGUGCCACCAGCAAUCUCUCCUACACGCUUGUCUACAUGCUGCAACCGCAGCCAACGCUCGCCAUGCAACUGUUUUGGCAGCUCAGUGUUCUAAAUGUUGCUUUACUCACCUCAUCAGAUGAUGAACUUCAGUUACUCAGCUACUUUCCCUUCAGUGCGAUGCAUGAUUGCAAACAGAUUCGUGCUCAGGUUGUCAACAGCUUUGAUCAUCGGUUGCAACGUUGGACAUCGCUUCAGUAUUUCCCUGCGAAGCUGAGCAACUUCUUUGGCUGCACCUUGACCUGCGCCACCUGGCCGGAUAUGCCGUAUCUGGUGCUGCAACCCGAUGGCACCUUCGUUGGCAUCGAGGGCGAACUGCUGCAGUUCAUGGCCAACAAUCUCAACUUUACCGUCGGACUCUAUUGGCUCAGUCAGGAGGAGGUGCGCGACACUUUCAACGAGUCUGGCUGGAUAUUCGAUGAGAUCUUUGGCAACAAAGCGGAAUAUGCCUUGGGCGGCUUUCACUACAAGCCAAGCAAUAGCAGCGAGGAGCAACCGUAUUCACAAUCCAUGUACUACUUCAUGAGCCACAUUAUGCUGAUCACGAAUCUACCAAGCGCCUACUCGACCUACGAGAAACUCGCUUUUCCCUUCCAUCCGCAACUGUGGCUUGCCAUCGGUUUGGUGCUGGCUCUGAGUUUCCUGCUGCUCUGGCUGCACCAGCGACGCUAUCAACGUUAUUCUCAGCAUCCCUAUUACCAACUGCUGGUGCUGACGAUUGGCGGUCAGUUGCUGCCCGCCGAGUUGCCCCGAAGGAUGCACUGGCGUCUGCUGUUCGUCACCUGGGUGAUGGGCACACUGGUGCUGCGCAGCGCCUAUCAGUCGGGCAUGUAUCAGAUGCUGCGCCAGGACUCGCAGCGCAAUCCUCCUCAGACUAUAGCCGAAGUGCUGGCUCAGAGUUAUACGAUUCAAUUGGUGGAUGGGAAUGCGGAUCGUUGGCUUGCCAGUUUGCCGGAGUUGCGAACGCAACAGUUGCGCCAUCUGGCGGCGAGUGAGUUGCAAUCGUUUGGCCAACUGGCGGUGAGUAGCGGCAGCAACGAGCGACUCGCGAUCAUCACACCCUACGAAUACUUUGGCUACUUUCGCAAAGUGCAUGCGAUGAGUCGUCGAUUGCAUUUGGUUCGCGAGCGGAUUUUCACACAGCAACUGUCGUUCAAUGUGCGACGACAUUCGCAUAUGGUCGGAGUGCUCAACGAUCAGAUAAUGUUGGCCCAUUCGCAUGGCUUCCUCGAGCACUGGACGCGGCAAUAUGUGAGCGCCGUGGAUGAGCGAGAUGAGAGCAUUGCCCGGAUCACGGCUGUGUCGUAUGACACUCUCGAUGGUCUGCAGCCGGAGGGAGAUGCUGUGGAUACGCCGGAGCAGGAGCGGGAGCAGGAGAAGCAGCUGCGUGUGCUGGCGUUCAAUGAGUUGGCCGCACUCUUUUGGCUGACACUGUGGGCGCAUUUGGUCGCCGCGUUUGUCUUUGGCCUCGAACUGUUGAUCCAUAAAUAAUGCCGCAAAAUUGCCGCAGUUUUAAUUAAAUUACUUCAUAAUCUCUUGCUCUCUUCUCUCUCUCUCUCUCUCUCCCUGCCCAAGAGUAGACGCCGCUUCGCAGUUUUCUGCACUUCGUCGUAUCGUUUGCAAAACGCAAAACGUUUUAUCUGAAAGCGAUAAAUUUGCAAAAACCAGAAUAACAAAAAAACGAGAACGACGAGCAUGAAAUCCUUGCCUCAUCCUCAUCCUCCGACUACGUAGACGACAUCAAUUCUCUCCCGCUCUCGCUCGCUUCCAUGCUGGUUACAUUCUAUGACACUCGUCCAUUGGUCUAACAGCGAUGCGCAUCCUUCAGACACGCAAAUCACGAAGACGCUGUUCUCGAAGGUGAUUUCGCAAA